Ramularia collo-cygni is the source of this 297-nucleotide messenger RNA. RefSeq lists its product as uncharacterized. Lineage: Eukaryota; Fungi; Ascomycota; Dothideomycetes; Mycosphaerellales; Mycosphaerellaceae. The transcript has a single exon. The record is from RefSeq and is a predicted model, not a curated record. Bases 1 to 297 code for a protein of 98 amino acids.
AUGAAACUCACCCUCAUCGCCCUCGCGGCUGUAAUCGCAACAGUCUCCGCAACCGCCGCCGCUCCCAGCAAGCGGGAUGUUGAUGUUGAUGCUGAUGUUGAUGUCUACGAGAUUGUGAAGAGAGAUGAUGGAGCCAUCACCACUCCCGAUGAAGUUUUGGCGGAGGAAUUGGCGGCGAGUUUGGCGAGUGAGGAUGAGGAUUAUGAUGCUAAGCCCGAUGGUAUGACGGAGGAGGAGUAUGAGAUUGAUUUGGCCGCUAAGGAUGUGGAGGAUGGAGGGGUUUUGCCUUCUGAUUGA